AUGUUGGUAGGUCGUGCAUCAAGAUCCUUGUCUCGAUUGCAACAACCUUCCCUUGCUUUAAGACACCUUGCUUCAAACCAACGUCGUUCCCUUGCUACAGCUACCGCCGCAUCCAAUGCUUGGAGACAUAGACGAGCUGCUUGCUAUGUUACUGUCGCUGCUGCUGCCACAUUAACUUAUGGUCUCUGGAGACACAAUGAGGCUCAUUGUGAUGCUGUUGCUGAUGACAAACAAAGGAGAUCGGAAGGACCAAUUACCGACAGCGAUCCGAUGCGUUUACGUAUGGAAGCUUUCAUCAAAGGCUUACAGAACCGCAUUGUGCAAGAUAUCGAAGCGAUUGACGGCAAGCAAUUUUCACGCACAACAUGGCAACGUGCUGAAGGUGGCGAAGGAAUUACAUGUGUGCUGCAGGACGGCAAUGUAUUUGAAAAGGCUGGUGUUGGUGUCUCGGUUGUGUAUGGCCAGCUUCCCAAAGCUGCUGUUGAGCAAAUGCGACAUGAUCGUGGCAAAGAAAUCUCAGCGGAUGGUCCUGUUCCCUUCUUUGCAGCAGGCAUUUCACUUGUGAUGCAUCCACACAAUCCCAAUUGUCCAACUGUGCAUAUGAACUACCGCUACUUUGAGAUUGAAAAUCCCGAUGGCACUCCAAAAAUGUGGUGGUUCGGUGGCGGUGCUGAUUUGACACCAAGCUAUUUGUUCGAAGAGGAUGCUAUUCACUUCCAUCAAGUGCUCAAGGAUGGCUGCGACAAGUAUGACAAAAAGUACUAUAGCACCUUCAAGCAAUGGUGUGACAAGUACUUUUUCAUCAAACAUCGUGGUGAAGCUCGUGGUAUUGGUGGCAUCUUUUUCGACGAUCUCGAUGACAAGCCUAUCGAAGAGUUGUUUGGAUUUGUCAAGGAAAUGGGUAAUCGCUUCUCCACUGCCUAUGUCCCCAUUGUCCAGAAGCGUAAGGAUAUGAAGUUCACCCCCGAAAUGAAACGAUGGCAACAAUUGCGUCGUGGUCGCUAUGUCGAAUUCAACUUGGUAUGGGAUCGUGGUACCAAAUUCGGUCUUCAAACGCCUGGAUCAAGGAUUGAAGCCAUUCUCAUGUCCUUGCCGCUCACUUCUCGAUGGGAAUACAUGCACGAACCAGAAGUCAAUACUCAAGAAGCUGAUCUGAUAGAGGUCCUCAAGAAUCCCAGAGAUUGGGUGCCUUUGGAUUAG
Molecule: messenger RNA, 1200 nt
Organism: Lichtheimia ornata
Lineage: Eukaryota; Fungi; Mucoromycota; Mucoromycetes; Mucorales; Lichtheimiaceae
Exons: 5
Coding region: 1-1200 (399 amino acids)
Cellular component (GO): mitochondrial intermembrane space; cytoplasm
Molecular function (GO): coproporphyrinogen oxidase activity
Source: RefSeq, a predicted model, not a curated record